Messenger RNA from Gastrolobium bilobum, 1419 nucleotides. RefSeq names its product ethylene-responsive transcription factor ERF118-like. NCBI's taxonomy places the organism in Eukaryota, Viridiplantae, Streptophyta, Magnoliopsida, Fabales, Fabaceae. Gene Ontology annotation, molecular function: DNA binding; DNA-binding transcription factor activity. The record is from RefSeq and is a predicted model, not a curated record. The transcript has a single exon. The coding region runs from base 36 to 1115 and encodes 359 amino acids. Gene Ontology annotation, biological process: regulation of DNA-templated transcription.
UGGAGGGUUUUUCCCCCAAGUUUUUUUUUUCCACCAUGCCUGAGUCUCGGAAACAACUAGCGAAAAGACCAAAGCAAAGGUCUAACCCCUUGCAAGAGUCCAAGAUGACGAGAAAACUGCGAAUCAUGUAUGACGACCCCGAUGCUACUGAUUCAUCGGAAGAUGAGUCAGAGGUCAUUGUGAACCCGAGAAAGAUAAAACGAAGCAUCCUUGAGAUUUCACUUCCCCUUGUUGUUUCUGCCAUUCCUGUCUCUGCUGAAACAAGCUCGUGUGCUGAGAAUAACCACAGUGAGGCGUUGAAGACUUGCAUUGAAGGUCAACCUCAAAACAAGAAGAGGGUUUCAACCCAAACCCCAUCAACGAGGAGGCAAUCAUCUGGCAAAUACAGAGGUGUUCGGCAGAGGAAAUGGGGAAAGUGGGCUGCUGAGAUUCGUGAUCCGUUUAAGAGUGCCCGUAUCUGGUUAGGCACUUACAACACUGCGGAAGAGGCUUCCCGAGCCUACGAGGCUAAACGGCUCGAAUUUGAAGCUAUUGCUAAGGCUCAAUCCCACAAUAAUGGUUCUUCUUCUUCUGCUGCACCUUUGGCUACAACUUCUGAUAAGAGUAAGAGUAACUACUGUAACUCUUCUGCUGCUGCUGCUGCUGCUUCGACUUCUGCUGUAUCUGUGUCAGAGAAGUUUUCUACUACUUCGGAGGACUCGGAGAGCGUGUUAUCACACACAUCACCAUCCUCCGUGCUUGAGUUGGAUACCUUGGCUUCCAAUUUGAUUGAGAAGGGCAAUAUUGCAAUCGAUGAAGCUGUUGAGGCCAAUGAUUUGGUGGCUGAACUUGCGGGUUUGGAAAUACCGGAUUUGAGUCUGUUGAAAGUGCCUCCACCAUCUGCUGCUACUGCUGCUCCAUCUGGAUCUGAGCCCAACCUUGGGUUUGAUUUUGAUUGGUUAAACUUUGAUGAUUAUGGGCAGGGUUUUGAUGAUCUUGGUGGCUUAGAGGAUAUCCAAAUUUGUGGGUUUGAAGACAGUGAGCCUAGUAAGCUUCCUGAUUUCGAUUUUGGUGAUUUUGGUGCUGAUGAGUUUGCUGGUUGGACUGAGGAACCCCUCAAUAUACCUUGCGCCUAAAGUUUUGUAGCUACAUCGGAAUAUGUUUUAGAGUACUACAUUAUAAGUUAUGUUUUGCCUUAAGUUCUAUUACAGUUUUGUCAGAUCUCAGGAACUGUAAAAUCAUUUCCUGAGUGAAGGAGUGGUUUUAUGAGUCGAUUUUUAUUUUGUUUGUUAAGGACACAAUAGAUGAGUGAGGUCUAAGAGAGAAUCCUUUGGGUUUUCCCGUGCUAUUAGAGCCGUCCAAGGGUUCUCGAAUCAAUAUUAUGUAGUAAUUUGAAAGUUCUUGUAAGACAGAGUAUAAAAAAUGUCUCCAAUGUUCUAA